Molecule: messenger RNA, 267 nt
Organism: Letharia columbiana
Lineage: Eukaryota; Fungi; Ascomycota; Lecanoromycetes; Lecanorales; Parmeliaceae
Exons: 2
Coding region: 1-267 (88 amino acids)
Source: RefSeq, a predicted model, not a curated record
AUGCGCGUGUCUUCUGUGCUUUGCGAAGUCUGUUUUAACACUUCGCAGGGAUUCCUUGUUGGCUAUCUCAUCAUUGGCUGGCUUGUAUCUGAUAUUGCUCCUGGAGCUAAGCAAUGGGACGUUCAACUCGAAAACCUCGGCUCAUUCCUAUAUUACAUUCACGCCGGCACGGUCAUAUACGGAAUCAGCAUAUCUUUAAUCAAGCUUCCAAUCUUGCUGCAAUGGCUUUGCGGGGCACGGUCAUAUACGGAAUCAGCAUAUCUUUAA